UUUCGCUUGCAGCAGCAAUGCCAGACAUCUUGCGACAAGUGUUUCCUGCGAAGUGUUUCUGACUACGUGCUGUAGCGUAUCCGCGAAUCCAUCCAACGUUGUGGGACAAUGGAUAACUUAAGGGCCUUGCGAAGAUUGUUUCGACUUACGUCCAUACUCGUUCUGCCUGGAUUGCUUGUCAUAUGCCAAAACGUCCAUGCUAGAAGGGGGCUACACCCGCGCCUCUACCACUCCCACCUAUUCGUCACCGAUCCGCUGAGAAGGUUUGAACGGGACCUGAGCACUUCCGAACAAGAGCCACUCUACCCAAUGCCGACGCGGAGAGAGAUAUUGAGGAUGCUACGACACAGCAAGCCUGGCGUGCUGGUAUUCUGGUCGCCAUUCCACGACCCCCGUGUGCACGAGAACGCCCCGCCUGGUGUCCACGUGACCACGGUCCGGGCCCUGGACGAGUCGGCUCCGGGAAAGCCCGUGGCGUACAGUCUCCUAGACGUCAAGGACUUCAAUCACUUUCACCUGAAUCACGUUACCGGAAACCUGACCACGGCCAGAACAAUCACGAGGAAGGUCGGCGACAAGUAUGUGGUGAUCGUGGCCGCCGUGAGUCAAGGCGUGACCGAGGUGAAGACGAUGCAGAUCGAGGUGACCGUGCCCAACCAGUACCCGCCUCGGUUCGAGCACCCAGUGUACCGUGCCGAGGUGCACCAGACCCGUACCCGACCCGGGUACCGGGUACUGCAGGUUCGCGCCCAUGACCCGGACCCGGUGCCGUACAACGCCGAGGUCUACUACCGCCUCGAAGCCGGACCGGAGUCUACGAGGGCACUAAGGUACGUCGCCCUCGACGGCAUCACGGGCGAAGUGAUGCUGAACCGCAGCCUGUCCGAUGUUGGGGACUCCACGAUUGAAUUCACUGUCGUCGCUGAAGAUGGUGGGUCCCCUAUGAAGCAGGACAGAGCGCGUGUGGAAAUCCUCGUCAAGACCAUCUCUGAUCCCCAAAACACUCGGGCCGUGGUGUUGAACGAGACGAGCGUGCGCAUUUGCUGGCAGCGACCUCUGUAUGGCAACGUGUCUGGCUACGUGGUCAAGUAUAGGACGACGUCAGAGAAUAUCACUUCGUACGUCAACGUAACGACGGGAGCCGUCGACAAGUGCGUCCCCGUGCUCGGACUGCGGCCCUGGACCGACUAUGAGUACCGCGUGUAUGCAUGGAACGGCCGAGAGGAGGGCAUCGGCAGCCCUGUCGACAGAUUCGUCACCCGCAUCGACUACUGCGUCAUGAACGUCUGCAAGCACGGUGCUUGCGAGGCAACAGACGCACUGCCAGGUUACCGUUGCCUGUGCGACCCGGGCUUCUACGGGGAUGCCUGCGAGCACUUCGACCCGUGCUCCGAAAACCCGUGCAAGACGUUCGGCACUUGCGUCAACAUCAGCCACGGCGAGUACCGUUGCGACUGCUUCACGGGUUUCUCCGGCCGCAACUGCUCCGACUUCAACCCGUGCCUGCUCAAGCCUUCCGCUUGCCUCCACGGCGGUGUGUGCCAGUCGAACGCGUCACACAUGUUCACCUGCCACUGCGUGGACGGUUACUACGGCAAGACUUGCCACCAGUACGACCCUUGCUUCUCCUCUCCUUGCUUGCACGGUUCCCGUUGCCUGAACGAGUCGGACGUGAAGUUCAGCUGCCAGUGCAUCCCGGGAUAUGCGGGUGAGCUGUGCGAGGAGAACAUUAACGAAUGCCUCUCAAGUCCUUGCAAGAAUCACGGCGAAUGCGAGGAUGGAAUCAACAGCUUCACCUGCCACUGUCCUUCUGGCUACGGCGGCCCGCUAUGCGAGCUGAGGGACACGUGCCCCGAGGAGGUGCAGCAAACGGACAAGGGAUCCUUUCACUGGCAACCCACACCUCACGGCUCGGUGGCCAAAGUUGAGUGUCCGUACGGAGCCUACAAUCCGGCCAGCGAGUACAAGUACGCGAGACGGAAGUGUCGCCUCCUGUCGGACGGGCAGACCAGCUGGAUGAAGGUCUCAGCCCAGCACUGCCGAUACAAGAGCUUCCAGGCGGCUGAGAAUAUCACCUCUGAGCUUGAAUUCCUGACACACGACCCAAGAAGCAUCCGACCGGAUCAGCUACAAGGCUUCGCUGAAAAGAUUGAGCCUGUCGUCGACUACGCUGUCAAAGAUAUUAAGAUUGCCCAAGCUAUGAUUCAUGUGAUUAGCAAUUUCCUCGCCCUAAACGAAAGCGUCAUCAAGGAGGGAGAUGCUGAUGGGAUCGCUGUCAAAAAGCUUGUCUCUGUAGUGGAGAGGUUCGCAUCCGAGGUGGUACUCGAUUCGGGAGCUCUCAUCAUUGAGAACGAGAACCUCGUGGUCAAGGCGGUCGCCUGGUCGCCCAAGCUGUUGUCUCAGGGCCGGGACUUCCUCACCUUCUCACUGCGUUCCAACGGAGACCACUACCUGCACGAGGACUUCUCUGGGGACGCCGAGGAACAAGAAAGUGGUGACAACAUAGUGAUCACUAUUCCGUUCGAGGCACUGUCAAUGGCUAUCAACAGUUCCCGACUCGCCGCCGGGGAACCCUACCGGCCUAUUCACGAAGUGGAGAAAGGGCCACGCAUAUCGUUCGUGUCUUAUCGGAACGACAAGUUUUUCCGACCGGCGCAGAAAAAUGACAAGUCUCUCGUAAGCGCAGGUCAAGUGGUCCUGUCUGCCAAGAUCGGUGAGAGCAAAAUCAAAAACCUCACAGACCGCCUGGUAUAUUCGUAUCCCACCUACACUGCAGCAAGCUACAGCUGUGCUUUCUGGGAUGGACAGAGAAAGGAGUGGUCCACUGCCGGCAUUACGACCAACAGAUCGGGAAACGUUACCGUGUGCAGGUCUAGUCACAUGACGGCAUUCUCGCUCCUACUGGUACGUUCACCAGAUAAUAGAAAGAAUGCGAAAAGUGACCACUACCGCGUUCUCUCUCUCAUAUCCUACGUCGGUUGCAUAAUGUCCGUGGUGGGCCUCUUCUUCACCAUACUGACGUACGCCCUUUUCAGGUGCCUGAACAAGGAUCGCUCGGGCAAGAUCCUUCUGAACUUGUGCUCAGCAAUGCUGCUGCUAAACCUGGCCUUCCUUGUUGGAUCGCUACACGAGCGCUUCCCAAGCCUCGAACUGUGCAUGGGCACCGCCGUAGCCACACACUAUUUCCUGCUCGCCUGCCUAGCCUGGAUGGGCAUCGAGGCUGCCCACAUGUACCAGAUGCUGGUGCAUGUCUUCGCCACGUCAGAGACGUGUUUCAUGCUCAAGCGUGUCCUGAUAGCAUGGGGCAUUCCAGCUGCAAUUGUGGGAACGUGCCUUUCCAUCGACCUGGAGCCGUAUAGGACUGAAGAUGACUACUGCGUCUUAUCCUCGAAAAACCCUUGGAUCUACUAUGUAGCAUUCCUGGGUAUAUGCUCUUGCAUCCUCUUUAUCAACCUCAUCGUCUUCAUCAUGGUGACGAGAGUGCUCUUCAAACCGAGGAUGACUGGAGCCGUCACCUCGAAGUCUAAUAGCCAAAACUCAACGUCCACUACCGGUUCUGGUUCUGCCGACAACUCUCUACCCAUCACCGCGGCCCAAGUCCGCGGUGCCUUCACCGUGAUGACCCUGCUCGGAAUCACGUGGAUCUUCGGCGUGUUCGCCGUAGGCGAAGCCAGGACGGUGUUCCAGUACGUCUUCUGCAUCUGCAACUCAUUGCAAGGCUUCCUAAUUUUCGUGGUGAGGGUGCUCCAGUAUCCCGAGGCUCGUGUAUCCUGGUCCCAGCUCGCCACCACGGGGACAUUUAAGAAGCAGCGCGGUGCGCCCUCGGGCUCCUGGUGUGCCAACUCGAAUCCCAGCAAACGCAACGGUCACUCUUCCAUGGUCCGUGUGACGUCUACCAGCACGGACAGUACGAGUACCGUUGUCUUCAACAGCAACAUGUGGAACAAGGUGGAGAAUGGUGGGCCCGCUGGUUCGAAGCACACGACUGACAGGCUGCCCCGCUUCUCCAGCGUCGGAAGCCUGCUUAAGAACUGUAACGUGCAGAGGGACGACCAGAUGACCCGUGCCGGAACACUGUCCAGGAAACAGAAGUCAAAGGUAAUAACCGAAGAGCCGGACGCCAAGGAGAAUCGUACAGAAUUCUAUUCCGGUGACGACCGAAUCACAGCCGUAGUUCCAAGCCUUUACGCCUGUCAAGAGCAACACAUCAUGAAGAGCAGCAGCCUCAACGUGUCUUCUGAUCAACUCAACUUCAUCGACCAAGGCUCGCGUAGUGCGGCUAACACGCUCACUUUCGCGACCAGCCAGAAGGCACACAUCCUCUUCGCAUACGCAGGUGGUGAAACUACACCCAUACGGAUCAACGGCGUCGUGACGUCACCCGAGGAGAAGCCCAGGCUCGAGUCUUUCAGCACGUUCCAGAGGCCGUCGCCGGCGCCGAGCGCGCCCCACAUUACAGAGCUGCCCCAAACUAGGAGUUGUACAGCAGCAGAGCAGAACAACGUUGCCGCUUCGGAGCACGCGGCUACCCGGAACACCCUGAAGACAUCUAGCGAGGAAACGUCGUGUCCGCUGGAAGAUGGAGCCGUCACAACAGUCGUGUCUUGAUGAACUAGCUACGACCACGAUGCCCUGCAUGUGUCUAGGCAAUUUUCACCAACCUGAGGUGGCGACAGACUAAAGGACAGAGUGCCUUCUAGCCCUAUAGACACACCACCGGAAGACGCGAAGCUUGGUAUUACGGGACAAAAUGCUGACCGCAGAUUUUUGCAGCAGCUGCGACUGCUGCAAAGAUGGUGUCUUCAGACUGAACUCUCAGUUUUUUUAGUCAGAUUCCUGCGGCAUGGAUGUUUCAUGAUCAUGUCUAAAACGCCUUCGCGUUGUUUGGAUAUACUGAAUGGAGGAUCUCAACAUGCAUGGUACAAGUUGCCUUCCUAUCAGAACGACCCGGUGCGACCCUGUGUGUUCACAAUUGGUGUGCCCUCCUACCUGUGGUCUUCCUAAGAACAAUGAUCUCGGUGUUUUUUGAAUCGCACGUCAAUCGUUAUCGGCCAUUUUUUUUUUGUAGACUACCCAAUAUCAACAUUCUCAACUGGUAAGAAGUGCAGCAAGAUUCAACCUCGGGGUCCGAAAUAGCCGCCACAUCCUUCGAGGUACUAUAUAUGCUAUUCCGUGAACUGUUUUUUUUUCUACUGGCAUUUUUUGCCUGUGUGUGCGCGUUAUAUGUGAGAAAAAUAAAAAAAAACGCCAGGCUUGUGCGGGACACGCGACAUAGUCGCAGGGUAAGCUUGAAGAGCGGCCUUUCAGAGCCUUUUCUAAACACACUUUGGGAUGCUACAAACACACUGCUGGGUACCCACUAUGCCAUGCUAGCCUUCAUCAAUAUAUGAAGAGAAGCGUGGUAUCCGCUACCUACUUUUUAGGAAUUCUGUGCGAUUAUUUUAUGCAGUGAAUGGCGAGGAUAAAGAAAUAUACCUGAAGUGGGUAUGCACCACAGUUAAUAAGUGAUCAAGAACAAGUUUUCUAAAGAGUUGGAGCAUUGCAAAACCCAGUCGUUACGCAAUUUGCAUUGUGUGACACCUCGAAGUUCCUUUGGUGUUCUAAAAUGCUCUUACUUAUAUUAACGCGAUUUCUUUCUCGACAUCAAGCCUGCAUAAGGCCAGUUCAGCAGUAAUUUCCAAGCUUCGGUGUGGCUCAGUGGUACAAUAAUGAACUGGCACGCAGUGGACCCGAGUUAGAAUUCUAUUGUGUCCUUAUUUUACUUACGAGUUUUCUUUCAUUUGAUACUGGUUAGGGACAGCAGCGGCGUAGGCGGCGUUAGUGACGGCGGACAACUACGGCGCCAUGCGUCACCUGUGUUCUGAUCUCGAAACAGAUUUCGCCGUAAAACUUGCCGGAUCACGGAACCAUCUAUGUAGUUUCACUCCAGCUUUUCGGUCGCCCGAAAUACCCAUUCCUUGCUCGCUAUGUUAUGAGUCAACUUGAACUUGUGAUUUUUCCCUGUGUGGAAAGAAGUUGUGAGCUUUUGCUAUGGGGAGCCUAUUUCAGUGGUAGGUACGUCAUUUUCGUGACAUAUUGUUGGCCUCUCGAGUAUUUUGAACUGUCUCAUAAUCACUACAAACGUUUAUAUGUUAUAUGAGAAAUAUUUUGCAUGGAGACUUUCAUCUCGCCUUCACGUUCUUGUUCUGCGUGGUCAUCUAUGUCUGAUUCUGUGAUUGCAUAUUGAUGUAAGCAUAUGAAAAUCGGGAGCGAUUGUUUGAGAGAUGUUGAAGGACAUUUUUCUCCAAGUGAAGACAAGUUUGCUACUUCUGUGAAAACUGACUGUACUGGUGCAGUAAGAACCGGUGAUGUUUGAACUGUGCAAGUAAAAUGAAGUUAAAGUCACA
Molecule: messenger RNA, 6386 nt
Organism: Rhipicephalus microplus (southern cattle tick)
Lineage: Eukaryota; Metazoa; Arthropoda; Arachnida; Ixodida; Ixodidae
Biological process (GO): G protein-coupled receptor signaling pathway; homophilic cell-cell adhesion; cell surface receptor signaling pathway
Cellular component (GO): membrane
Molecular function (GO): protein binding; G protein-coupled receptor activity; calcium ion binding
Source: RefSeq, a predicted model, not a curated record